Caenorhabditis remanei is the source of this 681-nucleotide messenger RNA. RefSeq lists its product as uncharacterized. The coding region runs from base 1 to 681 and encodes 226 amino acids. The record is from RefSeq and is a predicted model, not a curated record. The transcript is spliced from 4 exons. Lineage: Eukaryota; Metazoa; Nematoda; Chromadorea; Rhabditida; Rhabditidae.
AUGGAACCGGGACCACCCAAAAAACGGAAGGUCAAUAACGAGUCUUAUGACCAAGAAGUGACUUCUUCUGUCACGUCAUCAUCCUCGUCCAUCCAAGUUGUAGAUCUCUCUGUGAUACCUCCAAGUCCACAAAUCCCAGGAACUUCUAAAGAAGCUGCAACGUCAGGACAAAUGGAUUCUAAAUUACGGGAACUUCUCCUCUCCUCACCUGCUCACCUUUUCGGCCACCAACCAGCUGCUCAGCCGGGAGGUAACAAUCCUCAGGCAGCUGUAACAAGUUGGGAGAACUGGUUAUGCGUGUUGGCAACAAACUUAUCACCAGCGCAGUGGCAGGGCUACUGGUUGGCACAUUGUGCUCUUUUCGGCGAACAAGCGGUUCCAGUGCACAUGCUCAGCUUCUUCCAAGGACAAACGUCGCCGUCUUCUUCAUCCUCACCGUCCUCCACAAUACAACAAGGGCCACAUCCGAAUGAUGCAAUUCAAGAGAGAUACGAAAUGGGGAACGCUGCGUCCGGUGGAUCGUCUGGAAACGGAGGAUCGUCGAGACGUGCCGGUGGUGGUGGAGGUGCUGGAAACGAGUUUGGAAGUGCGACCGUGUUUUCGAAUGGACGGCUAGCAGCUGCAGAGACCAGUGAGUUUUUUUUGGUUUUAUCUUGGGAUUUUGAUGGUGAUAAAUUGUAA